Messenger RNA from Linum tenue, 4550 nucleotides. NCBI's taxonomy places the organism in Eukaryota, Viridiplantae, Streptophyta, Magnoliopsida, Malpighiales, Linaceae. The record is from the annotation of a GenBank genome assembly.
UUUUUUUAAACUGCUCACCAACAUUAAUAAAAGCAUUGACCCAAAAGGAAAGAAACCCCUUUUAAUAAAACGAAAACUGCCGGAAGAAAACAAAAGACCGAAGGAAAAGCAGAGUGCAAAAAGGUACAGAAAUUCGCUUUGGUCCAUGCUUCGUCAUCCAUUUGCAGAGCAGAAUCAUUGGAGCUGCUGCUGCUGCUGCUGCUCGCUUUACUGGACUGGUUAGUGGCUAUCCCAUCUCAUCUCCCCUGUCAUUUUGGAUUGUAUAUCAUUUGUUAAUGGCAAUUGGACUCGUGUGUAGAUAUGCAAACGGAAGGGGGAAUUCCAUUAUACCCUUUUGUUUAAUCUAAUUCUCCUUGCGCCAUGGCGUUGGUAAUGGUAGGUGUUUUGGGGAAAACGAAAGCUGCAGCCACAGGCUUCUUCCCGACCGCUGUUUCAUUGCCUUUUUUGCAGAUGAUUCUUUCUUCUUCUUGUUCCCUACCAAAGCAACAAACAGCCAACCCAACUCUUGAUUGAUUUUGUCCGGCUUCAUCUCUCCUUCUAUAAAGUUUUCCUUUCUUGCCUUUGCCUACUAUUCAUCAAUCAACCAUUCCCCUGUUUGCGAUUCUCGGCAUGAAGUUGGUGUGGGUCAGUCUGUGUUUAUGGCUUGCCCACGGCGGCGGAAUUGCGCUGGUUACGGCGGCUACCGCAUGCGGGCCUGAGAGGGAGCUGAAUCAGACUCCGACUUGGGCCGUCGCCGGUGUCUGUGCUGUUAUCGUCAUAAUCUCUAUCCUCCUUGAGAAGCUUCUUCACAAACUUGGCUCGUGGUUUACAGAAAGGCACAAGAGAGCUCUAUUCGAGGCCUUGGAGAAGGUUAAGGCUGAGCUUAUGGUUCUGGGUUUCAUUUCAUUGCUGCUGACUUUUGGUCAGAACUACUUCUUGAAGAUUUGUGUUUCCGAAGACGUGGCAAAUUCGAUGCUGCCAUGUCCUUAUGAAGGUGAGCACAAAACUGAUACGGAGGAGGAACAUCGUCGGAGACUGUUGUGGUUUGAACACAGAAUGUUAGCUGGUGCAGACUCUGCAACAAAGUGCAAGGAGGGGCAUGUACCACUUAUAUCAGCCAAUGGACUGCAUCAACUGCACAUCCUCAUUUUCUUCUUAGCCGUCUUUCAUGUGAUCUAUAGUUUUGUAACCAUGAUGCUCGGGAGACUGAAGAUUCGUGGCUGGAAGGAGUGGGAGCAAGAAACUUCCUCCCAUGAUUAUGAGUUCUCUAAUGAUCCUUCAAGGUUCCGGCUUACCCAUGAGACAUCAUUCGUGAGAGCACAUACCAGUUUCUGGACAAAGAUUCCAGUCUUCUUUUAUUUUGGAUGCUUCUGUAGGCAGUUCUUCAGAUCUGUUAGUAAGUCUGACUACAUGACAUUGCGCAAUGGGUUCAUCUCCGUGCACCUAGCUCCGGGAAGUAAGUUCAAUUUCCAGAAGUACAUCAAGAGGUCGUUGGAGGAUGAUUUCAAACUAGUGGUCGGAGUGAGUCCUGUAUUGUGGGCGUCUUUUGUGGUUUUCCUGCUUGUGAAUGUUAACGGUUGGCGAGCACUCUUUUGGGCAUCCAUAAUUCCCGUCAUUAUAAUCUUAGCAGUUGGAACGGAGCUUCAGUCCAUUUUGACGAAGAUGGCAAUCGACAUCUCAGACAGGCAUGCAGUAGUGCAAGGAAUACCUCUUGUGCAAGGGUCAGAUAAAUACUUUUGGUUUGGUCGCCCCCAGUUAGUUCUUCAUCUAAUCCACUUUGCUUUAUUUCAGAAUGCUUUCCAGAUAACAUAUUUCCUGUGGAUAUGGUAUGCAUUUGGCAUGAAAUCGUGCUUCCAUGCUAAUUUCACGCUUGCCAUCGUCAAAGUCAGCAUCGGUGUUGGUGUCCUACUCCUUUGCAGUUACAUCACGCUGCCCCUUCAUGCACUCGUGACUCAGAUGGGUUCCAACAUGAAGAAAGCAGUGUUCGAUGAGCAUACAUCCAAGGCUUUGAAGAAGUGGCACAUGGCCGUGAAGAAGAAGAAGGCAGCAGGAAGAGGCUCGAAGUCGUCUUUAUCAGUCAGAACUCUGGGCGGUGGAGAUACAAGCCCGAUGUCUGUGACAGCAGAUGGCUCCUCCACUGCCAGAACUUUGCUCUCCACCGGCUCAUCUGGCCACACAUUGCACCGUUUCAAGACCACUGGCCACUCUACACGGGCUUACUACGCUUACCGCGAUGAUGAUGAGCUGUCGGACAUGGAAACCGAGGCGUUGUCCCCUGCUCCUUCAUCAUCCAUCGUUCAGAUGAGUUUGAUUGAAGGAACCAAGAGGGAUCAUGAAGGUGGGGAAGAAGCUGAGGAGUUGGAUGAUCGGAUUCCUAUUUCUGGAGCUGGAAAUUUGAUGGAUGAAUCCCUCCCCCACCAUCAUCGUGCCGGGGAGGAAAGUAGUAAUGGGAAUGAGGAGGAUUUCAGCUUUGUGAAGCCGGCUGUUUCCUUUAAACAACCAUAAAUGAUGCUAUAUCUUCAGCUAGCAGCGUGUGAGAUGUAAAUUCUGUUCAUUCCUAUAUCUUUGGCGAUACAUGUGUGUCAACUCGCCAAAUCAAAUUCCUAUUGAGAAUUAGUUGAGGAAUAAUGUGCUCAAAUCGAGUCAAUUCACUCAAUUUCAUUGUCGAUCAAAAAGACUACGAAGAACCACCAACAGACUGGAGUGCCAUGAGAAAAAUGAAGCACAUGCUACGCUAGUGGCAUGCGUGCACUUCCGUUUAUAAGUAUUAUCAAACCCGUAAAAACCGUCAUAUAAUGAUUCAGUAGCUUGUUCAUCAACUCAGAGAUGCGAUACCAGGGAGAAAAUCUGAAAAUUGAAGCACAUAACUUUACAAAUCUCUUUUCACCUACAGCUUGAAAUUAAUGAAAUUAUUCAAAUCCAUCAGGCUCCUCAUCAUCACUGCCGCCUCCAAACAUGGAAGCCAUUUUCAUUGCCAGAUUUGCAGCCAUUUCCCUUCUCUGUACAUCAGGCAUCAAUCUUAACCCAUCCCUUAUGUUACCGAUUUCAAACAUCAGCUUUUCCAAGUCCUCAAAGUCGAAUGGUUCAACCUCACCAUUUGCUUCCGAUACUUCAGCAUUUCGCACUGCUCCUUUGUCGUCCUCUGAUGAUUCCUCUCUUUGAGCAGACGACGACAGCAGAUUUCCUUCAUAACCCUGUUCUCCGUCCUCAGGGUGAGUCCCCAUGACACCUCCAGCAUUUGAUGCAGUACUAGAACUUUCUUUGUUCCCAUUGCUAAGUCCGGCAACAACAUGUUUUUCGUGUGCAUUAGAUUCCCCUUCACUAGGAGUGGAAGUCGUAGUGCUGGCAGAAACCCAUCUGGUAUCAUCCCACGGUUCUGCAGAACCUGCGGAUAGCACCUCGUAUUCUAAUUCGUAAUCCGACUCCUCCGAUAAGUCUGCAUCUUGCACACAAACCAGUUAGCACAAAAAGCAUCGAUAGCAGCACAGUAAAUAAAUGGCAAAGGAGCAAGUAAAAGAACCUUCUUCCUCAGGUAUUGGUUGUUCAGCCAUUUUAUUUCCAGAUUUCAAAACCAUUCCAGGCCACAUAUGAGCAGAAAGUGCACCAAAGAUUCGUUCCAUCCCUUGACUAUCGCCAUCAACAGACAGACCUUUGUCGAAUUCGGGAUUGGAAGCGCAAGCUUCAAUGUACUCAAUAUUCCGAUCAGUGCACCACUCAAUACAUGACCUUCUGAUCUGAAACGACUGAUCUUCUUCUUCUACUACCUCUUCUUCUUCUUCUUCUACAUUGUUGCCUAACAAAUUGGCACCUUCUGUUUCAGAGAUUCCAAACUCAUCAGAUGCACACUGCUCAAGCUCGAGCUUUUGCUGCCGCCGCAGCAACCGCCUUCUGUAUUCUUGGUGGACUGGAUGGCCCGGAACAAGAUCCACUUUGUUCCCUACGCAUAACAGUAUCUCGUACUCGUGGAUAUCGGUGCGAGAUACCCAUUCCUGAACUGCAGCAAGCGACGAGAGCUGCACUAGCGUCGAAAACCAUGAUGACGGCGGCCAAUCGGCGGCGAGACGGGAGGUUCUCGAUUCGGAAUCCGUCGGUGAGAUGAGUAACCCAUACGGAUACAUCGGCGGAGUAGUACUUAGUGUUGAUUGUCCACCUGCGGAUGAGUAAUUGUGAAUCGGAAUCGGGAUCGGGAUCAUCUUCGAGAUCCAGCGAAAGCAAACGGGAGAGGAGGGUGCGUUUGCCGACGGCGGAAGGACCGAUGAUCAGGAUUCCAGGCCUGUCCUCCAGCGAUGGCGAAGACAUACUCGGUUCUGGUACUACUUCUUCGCCUGCCAUUAGCUUUCUUUUACCUUCUCCUUUCAGCUGCUUCUUCGUCAAACAGUGAGCUCGAGCAAAAUAACCAGUCCACUUUUCCGGCAAGACAAAUCAAGGAAGAAGAUGGGGAAAAAAGGGAAAAAAGGAAAAGGAAAGAACAAAGCACAGCACAGCACAGCACAGGCACAGGCGGCACAGCGGAGAAGAUCGGCAGAUCUGGCCCAACUCUGCCGGCUGUGUCUGCCAAGCGAGUUCUGGGC